CGUCUUCAGUUUCAGUUCGCCGUAGUGUGUGUAAGAGUACAGUUAUUUCGAUUUGAUACCUAAAUAACUCGUCGAUCGUCGAACUCUCAAAGCAACCACUUAUCGGAAUGAGUGUCGUCAAAUUUCAGUGAGUUUCUGAAUGUUUUCGGCAGUUUUUUUCUCGAGUGCAUCGAUUUCGAGGAUUACCGGCAACACUCACUAGCAGGACCUAACUUUGCCCAGUUAUUGAAUACAUGUACCGGUUUAUCAGAAGUUUGUGUGCUCAAGAACGACAACAGGUGGAACUGGCGAUGUCCCUAGCAGGCGUGUUAUGAUAACGGCUAAUCUUAUCUGAAAACGUUGUUAUCUUUCCACCGGGAUGCUGAUUCGAAAAUGCUGAUAUCAGUUUUUCGGUAACGUCGUUGACGAACCUGUAACAUGGUGUUCUGGCGCAAAAAAUCUCUGGUGCUCAAGUUAGUGGUUAUAGUGUGUACAGCAUGGUUUACGGUGGCCAUGCUAAUGAUGCGGGAUUCGGGACCCGCCGAUCGAGGUCCCUUAGCCGAAUCUCUACAUCAAAAUCAGAUCGGUGAUUUUCGCGAUUCGGUAGUGCGGCACAACGCGAAUAAGGAGGACGUGGCCGAUCGAGAGGCUGGUCCACUUAUACCGUUCCAAAAGGAGGAAAACUCCAUCGAAAGACGGGAAAACGAUGACUCGGUGCUGGCUCCUCCGCAAGAACUGCCCGGCGAAAUGGGAAAAGCGGUUGUGUUGCCAACAAACUUAACAGGAGAGGUGAAGAAGAUGGUGGACGAUGGCUGGCUGAAGAACGCUUUCAACCAAUAUGCCAGCGAUAUGAUCAGUGUCCAUCGAAGCCUGCCUGAUGCUCGGGAUGAAUGGUGCAAGGAACCAGGCCGCUAUCAGAAAAACUUGCCUAAAUCAUCGGUCGUAAUUUGUUUCCACAACGAAGCCUGGUCAGUUCUGUUAAGAACAGUGCAUUCAGUGAUCGAUCGAUCGCCCCCCGAACUGCUGCACGAAGUCGUUUUGGUGGACGAUUUUUCCGACAUGGACCAUCUGAAGAAGCAGCUGGAAGACUAUUGGUCGAAUGAGCCGAAAGUGAAGAUUAUUCGAGCUCCCAAAAGGAUCGGGCUGAUCAGAGCUAGACUACUAGGUUACGAGCAUGCWUCAGGCGAGGUUCUCACCUACCUGGACUCGCAUUGCGAGUGUACCACUGGCUGGUUGGAACCGCUUCUAGAUCGAAUCGCCCGCAACUCAACCACCGUGGUUUGUCCGGUGAUUGAUGUGAUCGACGACACCAGCCUGGCCUACAUCUACCAUGAUAGUGCCGGGGUGAAUGUGGGCGGGUUCGAUUGGAACCUGCAGUUCAACUGGCACGCUGUGCCCCAGCAUGAGAAGAAACGGCACUCGAACACUGCGGAACCGGUGUGGAGCCCCACAAUGGCCGGCGGUCUUUUCAGCAUAAAUAGGGAAUUUUUCGAAAAACUUGGCACGUACGAUGACGGUUUCGACAUUUGGGGCGGUGAAAAUCUGGAACUUUCGUUCAAAACAUGGAUGUGCGGUGGCACUUUGGAGAUUGUGCCUUGUUCUCAUGUGGGCCACAUCUUCAGGAAACGAUCGCCAUACAAGUGGAGGAAAGGCGUGAACGUACUGCGAAGAAACUCGGUUCGAUUGGCUGAAGUGUGGCUGGACGAUUAUGCUAAAUAUUAUUACCAAAGAAUCGGUAACGAUAAAGGCGAUUUUGGGGACAUUAGUGGAAGAGUGUCGCUACGAGAGAACUUGGGCUGCAAAAACUUUCAGUGGUAUCUGGAUAACAUAUACCCGGAACUGUUCAUACCGGGAGACGCUGUGGCCAAUGGCGAGAUCCGCAAUCUAGGCUAUGGAGGCAAGACAUGUUUGGACUCGCCGGCCCGCAAGAGCGACAUGCACAAACCACUCGGCCUCUAUCCAUGCCACAGACAAGGCGGCAAUCAGUUCUGGCUGUAUAGUAAGACCGGGGAAAUUCGACGAGACGAAGGCUGUCUGGACUACAGCGGAGCCGAAGUGAUCCUGUACCCUUGCCAUGGAAGCAAAGGGAAUCAGUACUGGGAGUAUGAUCCUGAAGCAAAGACUCUGAGGCAUGGGAGCAGCGACAAGUGUUUGACGAUAAACGCGUCGAAGACCAAAAUCGUAAUGGAACAUUGUAAUUCGAAUUUGGCUCAUCAGAGAUGGGAAAUGGAGAAUUACGAUAGAUCGAAAAUGGCCUAGUUUUUUCACUAAGCCAAGCAAUGGACUUGUUUUCCAAUUUAGAUAGUUGAUUAUUUUUUAAGUGGUUUGUUUUGGUGCGCAACACAGACAGUAUUUUUCAUAUCUAGCCUGCAAUACGACCCUUAUUUAUGUGGAAGUGUUCAAAGAAUAAUAGCUGGUAAUUAACUGAGACUUUCACAAGACAGUUCAAUUGAAAACGAACUAUGCUCAUGCAUUUCAAGUCUGGUCAGUGCUUAACUUUAAGACUUUUCUAACAUUAACAGUGUAAACGAAAACAUAUUCAGAACAUAUCUACACUCGAAAUGUUUCAAGUAAACAUUAAAUAUGCUCAAGAUGUUACAUUCCAAUUUACAUAUGACUGCGUUAUGUUGUAUAUAAUAGAUACAUACAUAUAAAUAUCUGUACUUAACUAGUAUUUACGUGAUUAGACAUGUUUACUGCACCUAUUUGAAAAAGUUGUGUGUUCUCAUCAGAGCUUGCCUAAUUAAUAAUGUUAAUUUUCCACAUCCGAUGACCUGCUUGGAAUUCAUGUGGGUUAACGUGAGAGACGAAAAAUUAUAUCAAUACCAACAAUUAAGAGCAGGUCAGUCAUAUCAUAAUCACUAAUUAUGGCCUCAAGAACGAGUGAUCGUAAAAACAUAAAAUUCGUUUUGUACAUAAGUUAUAAUUAAAAUUGUACAUAUCGCCAGAUCCUAACUAUUGAGGAACUAUAUCUACAUUUAUUUUCAAUAAUCGGCUUGUUCAGCAUGUUUCGAAUAAAGGUGCUUUUCUGAAUUCGUUUAUAACAUUGUAUGGUUGUCCGAAAAUACUUCCUAUAAACUCUUAGUUGCUCUUAGUGCAAAUCAGAGGUUUUUCCAAGUGACUAAGAAAACAUCUCAAUUGUACUAAAGCAGCUUGAUAGCUGUGUUAAUCUAGUAUAAUUAACUUAGUCACUUUAUAAUGUGAUAUACUUUAAUUUUGUUUAGUGUGAACUCAAUGGAAUGUUUAUGCGGCUCAAUCAUUUUUGUAUUUUAUACUUAAUGACUGGAAACAUUGGAUUAAAUGUACAGCUGCAAGUCGCAAAGUUUCUUGUGGAUUAUAAACGCAAUUUUACAAUAGUUUUCAAACAGACGAUGGUAAAAAGUUAAGUUUUCAAUUCUAGAAUCAAAUAUUUUAAUAACAUAUGCAACAUUGUAUUUUUUUCUAACGUGCCAAUAAUCCGUGAGCUUGCAGGACUAUUAUUUGGAGUAUUUAGUUGCAUAGAAUUAGUCAUAGAAUACACGCCAUCAUUCCACGGUCACAUGAAAAAGGCCGUCUUAUUUGAACUGUUUGCAUAUUUUGUAAAAAAUUAGUAUAAAUAGUGAUAUUUUAUGUCGUGGUUUUAGGCCAGUGUAUUGUAUUUUUAUAAUGUGCCUUAAUUUUUCUGUAUAUAAAUGACAAGGUGUUAAUUACAGUUAAGUUGGUAAAAA
Molecule: messenger RNA, 3686 nt
Organism: Dendroctonus ponderosae (mountain pine beetle)
Lineage: Eukaryota; Metazoa; Arthropoda; Insecta; Coleoptera; Curculionidae
Gene: Pgant9
Product: putative polypeptide N-acetylgalactosaminyltransferase 9
Exons: 11
Coding region: 418-2238 (606 amino acids)
Cellular component (GO): Golgi apparatus
Source: RefSeq, a predicted model, not a curated record